This is a messenger RNA of Brassica oleracea var. oleracea, 1946 nucleotides long. RefSeq names its product cysteine-rich receptor-like protein kinase 13. Gene Ontology annotation, biological process: protein phosphorylation. Lineage: Eukaryota; Viridiplantae; Streptophyta; Magnoliopsida; Brassicales; Brassicaceae. Gene Ontology annotation, molecular function: protein kinase activity; ATP binding. The record is from RefSeq and is a predicted model, not a curated record.
AAGACAAUAUCUUGUAAGGAAAAUGAAGCAGAGGAGUUCCUCACUAAUCCUCUGUUUUGUUCUCAUUGUUUCCUUUGUUGCUUCAGUUUCAGCACAAACGUGCGUACACAACGGGAAGAACUUCAUACCCAACGGUACAUAUGACGCAAACCGCCGUCUCAUCCUCUCCUCUCUUCCGUCCAAUGCCGCGGCUCAAGAUGGCUUCUACAGCGGUUCCAUUGGACAAGAACCUAGCCGAGUCUACGCGGCAGGGAUGUGCAUCCCUGGAGCAGAAGCAAAUGAUUGUUCCGCUUGUAUCAAAUUAAAGGCGCAUCUGACUGGUUGUACAAGCGCGUAUUACUGGGCACUUGAUCCAACUCCUUGCCUUGUCCGUUACUCCAACAAUUCUUUUUCAGGAUCCGCAGGUUACUGGGAGAUUGUACCUCAGUAUUUGGUCAUGAACACUGCAAAUAUCAACUCGAAUAUAACGGAGUUCAAGAAGAUAUGGGAAGGAUUGAUACAUGGUAUCAUUGCUGCAGCUUCUGCGCAAAAAAACGGUUACAAAGCUGAUGUUGCAGCCUUGACACCUUUCCAGAAUAUAUACGCGUUGAUGCAAUGCACGCCGGAUAUUUCUUCUGGUGAUUGUGAUAAUUGUUUAAGACAAAGCGUUAUUGACUACCAAUCAUGUUGUGGAGAGAAGACAGGAGGCUAUGUUAUGCGGCCAAUCUGCUUUUUUCGGUGGCAGUUGUUAACAUUCUCUAAGGCUUUUGGUAACAUUACGUUGGCUCCUCCUUCCCCUCCUCCUUCUCCUCCUCCUCUGCUGCAACGUCAACCAUCUUCUGCUAGCGACCAGGCCAAAAAGACAGACACUGGCAGCAGAAAUAUCUCACUGAGAACUAUUAUAGCAAUAGUUGUUGCUGUUAUUGUAUUCAUCAUCAUUAUCAUUAUCAUUAUCGUCGUUGUUUUUGCUCGCCGGUCUGCUCGAAGGGUAAAAUCAGACCAACAAGUUGAGUUUAAUCAAACUGGUAUCACAACUGUACGCUCCCUACAAUUCGAUUUCAAGACAAUUGAAGUUGCAACAAAUAAUUUUUCAGAGCGCAAUAAAAUUGGCCGAGGUGGAUUUGGAGAUGUUUUCAAGGGUACAUUAAUGCCUGGUGGAAGAGACGUUGCAGUAAAAAGGUUGUCAAGAACUUCGGAACAAGGCGAGAAAGAGUUCAAGAAUGAGGUUAUUGUUAUCGCAAAACUUCAGCAUGGAAACCUUGUUAGACUUCUCGGUUAUUCUGUCAAAGGAGAAGAAAGAGUACUCGUCUAUGAGUUUGUGCCUAACAAAAGUCUCGACUCUUUCCUCUCUGACCCAAUAAAGCAAGCUCAGUUAAGCUGGACAAAACGGUUCAACAUAAUCAUGGGAAUCGCUAGAGGGAUACUAUAUCUUCAUCAAGAUUCAAGGCCCAAAAUCAUACAUGGUGACCUCAAAGCAGAUUACAUACUCUUGGAAGCUGAUAUGAACCCGAAGAUUUCUGACUUUGGGACGGCAAGGAUCUUUGGUAUUGGCCAAACUAGUUCUAUCACUGAAAGGAUAUUUGGAACUGAAGGUUACAUGCCCCCAGAGUAUAGGUGCGAGGGGAUAUUCUCAGUGAAAACGGAUGUGUAUAGCUUCGGGGUCUUAGUUCUUGAGAUUAUAUGCGGAAAGAAGAAUAGGAGCUUCUAUUCCCCGGGUCCAGAUUUGGUCACAUACGCCUGGAGGUUGUGGAGAGAGGAGACACCAUUAAAACUCGUGGAUCAAACCAUUUUAGAGAAUUUUCCAGCAGAAGAAGUGACAAGAUGCAUCCACGUCGCGCUGCUUUGUGUUCAACACGAACCAACAGACCGUCCCCAUGUGUCAACAAUCGUGUCGAUGCUCACUAGCACUACCAUCAUUUCACAUGUUCCUCAAACACCUGGAUCGCUGGAUUCUUUAUACUAGGUAC